AUGGAUGGCUUCGACGAGAUCCACUCCAAGUACACCGACAAGGUGAUUAAGAUGCUGGAACAACUCAAGUUGAAAAAGAGCAUUCGAAUCAUCAUCAGCGCCAGAAAACAUAUAACUCCACUUCAUAGCGCAGCACGGAAUGGUCAUAAGAACGUUGCAGAGCUCUUGAUAUCAAACAAUGCUGACGUGAAUGCAGUGGAUGAAAAACAAUGGACUCCUUUGAAUUUAGCUGCUCAAAAUGGACACGAUCAGUUGAUCCAACUGUUGAUUGAUAAAGGAUCCACUGUUAACAUUUGUUCAAUUACCGGUGUAACUCCGCUUUAUAACGCAGCAUUCAAUGGUCAUAAGAACGUUGCAAAAAUCUUGAUAUCAAACAAUGCUGACGUGAAUGCAGGAGAUGAAAAUCAAUGGACAGCUAUUCAUUUUGCAGCUCAAAAUGGACACGAUCAGUUGAUCCAACUGUUGAUUGACAAAGGAUCCACUGUUAACACUUGUUCAACUACCGGUUAUACUCCACUUCAUACCGCAGCAUUCAAUGGUCAUAAGAACGUUGCAGAACUCUUGAUAUCAAACAAUGCUGACGUGAAUGCAGUGGAUGAAGAUCAAUGGACUGCUAUUCAUUAUGCAACUCAAAAUGGACACGACCAGUUUAUUCAACUGUUGAUUGACAAAGGAUCUACUGUUAACACUUGUGCAACUACCGGUUAUACUCCACUUCAUAUCGCAGCAUUCACUGGUCAUAAGAACGUUGCAGAACUCUUGAUAUCAAACAAUGCUGACGUGAAUGCAGUGGAUGAAUAUCAAAGGACUGCUCUUUAUUAUGCAGCUGAAAUUGGACACGAUCAGUUGAUCCAACUGUUGAUUGACAAAGGAUCCACUGUUAACACUUGUUCAACUACCGGUUAUUCUCCACUUCAUACCGCAGCAUUCAAUGGUCAUAAGAACGUCGCAGAGCUCUUGAUAUCAAACAAUGCUGACGUGAAUGCAGUGGAUGAAGAUCAAUGGACUGCUAUUCAUUCUGCAGCUCAAAAUGGACACGACCAGUUGGUCCAACUGUUGAUUGACAGAGGAUCCACUGUUAACAUUUGUUCAAUUACCGGUAGAAGUCCACUUCAUAGCGCAGCAUUCAAUGGUCACAAGAACGUUGCAGAGCUCUUGAUAUCAAACAAUUUAGACGUGAAUGCAGUGGAUAAAGAUCAAUGGACUGCUAUUCAUUUUGCAGCUCGAAAUGGACACGAUCAGUUGAUCCAACUGUUGAUUAAUAAAGGAUGCACUGUUAACGGUUGUUCAACUACCGGUAGAACUCCACUGCAUACCGCAGCAUUCAAUGGUCACAAGAACGUUGCAGAACUCUUGAUAUCAAACAAUGCUGACGUGAAUGCAGUGGAUGAAAAACAAUGGACUCCUUUGAAUUUAGCUGCUCAUAACGGACACGAUCAGUUGAUCCAAUUGUUGAUUGACAAAGGAUCCACUGUUAACAUUUGUUCAAUUACCGGUAGAACUCCACUUCAUAACGCAGCAUUUAAUGGUCAUAAGAACGUUGCAGAACUCUUGAUAUCAAACAAUGCUGACGUGAAUGCAGUGGAUGAAAAUCAAUGGACUCCUUUGAAUUUAGCUGCUCAUAAUGGACACGAUCAGUUGAUCCAAAUGUUGAUUGAUAAAGGAUCCACUAUUAACAUUUGUUCAAUUACCGGUAGAACUCCACUGCAUACCGCAGCAUUCAAUGGUCACAAGAACGUUGCAGAACUCUUGAUAUCAAACAAUGCUGACGUGAAUGCAGUGGAUGAAAAUCAAUGGACUCCUUUGAAUUUAGCUGCUCAUAAUGGACACGAUCAGUUGAUCCAACUGUUGAUUGAUAAAGGAUCCACUAUUCACAUUUGUUCAAUUGACGGUGUAACUCCACUUCAUAGUGCAGCACGGAAUGGUCAUAAGAACGUUGCAGUACUCUUGAUAUCAAACAAUGCUGACGUGAAUGCAGUGGAUAAAAAUCAAUGGACUGCUAUUCAUUAUGCAGCUCAAAAUGGACACGACCAGUUGAUUCAACUGUUGAUUGACAGAGGAUCCACUAUUCACAUUUGUUCAAUUGACGGUGUAACUCCACUUCAUAGUGCAGCACGGAAUGGUCAUAAGAACGUUGCAGAACUCUUGAUAUCAAAUAAUGCUGACGUGAAUGCAGUGGAUGAAAAACAAUGGACUGCUAUUCAUUAUGCAGCUCAAAAUGGACACGAUCAGUUGAUCCAACUGUUGAUUCACAAAGGGGCCACACAUUCCGCAUCGAACGUUUGA
Ochlerotatus camptorhynchus is the source of this 2286-nucleotide messenger RNA. Its product is annotated as serine/threonine-protein phosphatase 6 regulatory ankyrin repeat subunit B-like. The transcript is spliced from 2 exons. NCBI's taxonomy places the organism in Eukaryota, Metazoa, Arthropoda, Insecta, Diptera, Culicidae. The coding region runs from base 1 to 2286 and encodes 761 amino acids. The record is from RefSeq and is a predicted model, not a curated record. Gene Ontology annotation, molecular function: protein binding. Gene Ontology annotation, cellular component: cytoplasm.